This is a messenger RNA of Danaus chrysippus (African queen), 3087 nucleotides long. The record is from the annotation of a GenBank genome assembly. NCBI's taxonomy places the organism in Eukaryota, Metazoa, Arthropoda, Insecta, Lepidoptera, Nymphalidae.
AUGUUAUGGUGGAAACAGCUGGAGUGCGUGCAAGAAAAUUUUCUAAUGCUGGAACGAGAAGAACAGCAGCAAGUCGAUAACACGACUAUUACUUUGAGAUUACGUACUAGGGACCCGGUUUUAGAAGAUAAUUUAUAUCUAGCUAACAUAGAUCAAGUUAAAUCAUUACAAGCUUCUUUGUUUCCUAUUUGUAAUAAAGGAACUUUCAUAACAAACUUUCUACAAAACAAUAUAAAGACAAAUCAGUUGGAAAUUAAUACGGAUAUUAAAACUUUUAAAACUACCGCCAAAUUAAAAGAGCCGCGGGAAUUAUUUGCUCUACCAAAAGAAUUGGACUGUCCGCAACAAGCUCCUAGGUGGCCAACUGAAUGUCAAGUUGUAGAAGAAAGAAUUCAGCAUAUAACUUGGAGUCCAGCGUCACCGGAACCAUAUUACGUGUCCAGUGGUAAAGAACUCAAACCACAACCGGUUGGUGAGGAGGCAGGCACUGUUAUAUAUCAAUAUUAUCCCAUGAGUGCUGUUAACUACUUCAGUCGUUCUACUGUAGGAGGGUCCCGUUUAUUCCUCUCUGCUUGCACGACAGCCGGUGGCGAUGACGAAUUACGUUUCGAGUCACGUUUCGAGAGCGGUAACUUAGCGAAGGCUGUUAAAAUAACGUCCGCAUACUACGAACUGCACCUACGUACUGACCUCUACACGAAUAGACAUAUGCAAUGGUUUUAUUUCAGAGUAACCAACACUAGAAAGCAGACUAUGUACAGGUUUUCCAUUGUGAAUCUAUCUAAACCUGAAAGUUUGUAUAAUGAGGGCAUGCGACCUUUAUUAUAUUCUACGAAAGACGCGCAAUUACAUUCGAUCGGCUGGCGACGCUGUGGUGACAAUAUUGCAUAUUACAAAAAUGACUCUAUAUGUGAAGAAGAAGAACAAUUUCCAAGUUAUACAUUAACAUUCAAUAUAGAAUUCCCGCACACAGACGACGCUGUGUACAUAUCACAUUGUUAUCCUUACACAUAUUCAGAUUUACAAGAGUAUUUAUCAAGAUUACAGGCGCAUCCAGUAAAAUCUACAUACUCAAAACUGAGACUUCUUUGUAGAACACUAGCUGGUAAUAAUGUCUAUUACCUGACAGUCACCUCCCCCCAAAAUACAAACGAAUUUGAACAAAAGAAAAAGAAAGCUGUAAUCAUAACAGCGAGGGUGCAUCCAGGAGAGACACCUUCAUCGUGGAUGAUGAAAGGGUUUAUGGACUUCUUGACUGGAGAUACGAACCAGGCGAGGGAAUUACGAGAGAAGUUUAUAUUCAAACUGGUUCCGAUGUUGAAUCCUGAUGGCGUAAUUGUUGGAAAUAAUCGUUGCUCCCUAACUGGGAAAGACCUAAACAGACAGUACCGCACAGUUAUAAGGGAGACAUACCCUUCAGUGUGGCAUACCAAAGUUAUGAUUAGAAGGUUACAGGAGGAAUGCGGGGUAGCUAUGUUUGUGGAUUUGCACGCUCACUCUAGAAAGCAUAAUAUAUUCAUAUACGGAUGCGAGAGUCGGAAGAACUCAGACAAACGAUUACAGGAACAGGUCUUUCCACUUAUGUUGCAUAAAAAUGCAGCCGAUAAGUUUUCCUUCGAGAAUUGUAAGUUUAGGAUUCAACGCAGUAAAGAAGGAACAGCUCGUGUAGUAAUUUGGAUGUUAGGAGUAGCCAAUAGCUACACAAUGGAAGCUUCAUUUGGUGGGUCAGAACUAGGCAGUAGAAUGUCCACCCACUUUUCAGCUCAAGACUACGAGAGUUUGGGUAGAACAUUCUGUGAGACAUUACUUGAUUUCUGUGACGAAAAUCCGAGCAAGGAAAGAUUGAGGACCAAGAUAGUCACACGUUUACUAAAAGAGGGAUCCAACGCUGAUGAACCUACCAACAUUGAUCUUUCUGAUUAUUCUAGUGAUGAAGGUGAUACAUCGAGCAGUAGUUCCGAAGCGGGUGUAAUAAGAGGAUCUAGCAAUACUACGCAACUCGCACCGCCACCGUCACCUAUUCUUCCUGAGAUUAAUAGAAAUGCUAUUGACAAAUCCAGAAAACAGAGACUCCUAGAGAAAAUACCAAAAAUCGAAAAGAAGAAGACGAAAAGGGAAACUUUACGGGUCUCUCGAGCUACUAUUGAUAUGACGUCCGACGCUAUGACAGACGCAUCAUCAGAUUGUGAUUCAUUAGAAGAAAAUCUAAGUCCAUUAAGGAGAGUUAGAAAAUUAUUACAGCCGUCGGGGAAAACAAAAACUAGAAGAAAAAAGAAAAUGCCACCCGAGCUAAAAAUAUUCCGUGCACCAACAAGUGACUCGCCUUUAAAUUCAGACAAAGAGAAGAAGUCCUCUAAAUGCAUAAGACCGAGGAGUUUGUCAAUGAUAACGGAACCAGUAGAACAAACUAAAUUAAAACCAGCGUCGUGGCAUCAAUUUCGUCAUUUACCAGCUCACAAAUCUAUAACUGAACAAAAAACUAGGAAUCUUCAGCCGGCUGAAUUACAAGUCAAAUUGAAUGUCUUAAAGAAAAGUAUAUGGACUGGAAUUCCAGACGAUGAAAAGGGACCACUAUCAUGGGGCAUAUCUAGUUUUGCAACUAAUUCAUACUUCACAGAUAGUGAGGCCCUGCUACGAUCAUGUUCCAAGAAACUUGAAGAAUUGGAAGGGGAAAGAAAAAAGAGAAAAGAUGAUAAAAAGAAGAAAAAAACUAAAAAAGUGUCUAUAAAAGUUCCCAGCCCUGAAAAUAUAUUGGAACCUAUCAUAAAAAUGCCAAAAAGUAACAAGAAAAGGGGGAAAUUGAAACAUACGAAAUCAGAAAGUUCCAAUCAAAUUUACAACACAAGCUUUACUGAAAUACCAAGGAAUACUCAGAAAACUCAAAGUAAACAGGCGAAAACAUUCCGAAAAGGCAUAUUUGUCGCAACAGCUAUCCAAACAAAACAACCAAAUAGUAAAUCUACGAGAACAGAUAAUUCAGAAUCAGAUGAGUCUAUACAGACAACCAAGAGGGUUAAGAAAAAAAAUAGAGGAGUUAAAAAUAAAUUGCAAAAAGGUAGCUCAGAAUCAAAAAUAAAAUCAAAUUAG